Haliotis rufescens (red abalone) is the source of this 3398-nucleotide messenger RNA. RefSeq lists its product as uncharacterized. Gene Ontology annotation, biological process: cilium assembly; protein dephosphorylation. NCBI's taxonomy places the organism in Eukaryota, Metazoa, Mollusca, Gastropoda, Lepetellida, Haliotidae. Bases 64 to 2241 code for a protein of 725 amino acids. Gene Ontology annotation, molecular function: protein tyrosine/serine/threonine phosphatase activity. The record is from RefSeq and is a predicted model, not a curated record. The transcript is spliced from 14 exons.
UGACAGAUUUGAUAUCACUACGUUGUGUAAUAAUAGUAUGCCUAUCGGUUUGUGUUUUGAAGGAUGCAGAACAGUGACAAUGCUGUGAGGCGCCGACGUCAGAGAUCUAGGGUACAGGGUGGAUGGGCUUCAUAUCCCACCCCUACCACCUCCACACCACCCCUGCCCCACCCUACCCCUCACACCCAGAGACCCACACAUCCCGCACCCUUCAAACACCAGCCCAGAGAUGGAGAGAAACAACGUCCCCAACCUACUGCUUCAAGUCAGGGCCACAGUUGCCAGUUGCCAAACUCCCCUCCCCAGACAGCUGAUGGACAAGGCUUGCCACGCCCGCAGGCCCACCCUGAGCUGGCUUCUCACACCGCCCUACAGUGCCCUGCUCAACCACCGCCCUCCACAUCACAGUGGCAACAUAUACAGAAAGGUAUGGUAUCCCAAGUUCCGAGGAGCUUCUCCUGGGUGGAGGAGGGACUGCUAUGUGGCCUCGCCUUCCCUGACCGCCCCCAGCAGAUACAGUACCUGCUGGAGCGCAAUGUCCACCACUUGGUCAACCUCACCCAGGACAGGGUCACGCCCACACACAGCUUCCCAGAUCUGAGAGUUGUAAGAAUCAGCAUCCACGACUUCACAGCCCCGACCCUGGACCAGAUCAAGCAGUUCCUGGAGGUGGUCCAUCAGGCCAAGCAGAAGCAGGAGGUCGCUGCUGUUGUCCAAGCCGAUGCUGCUGUGUGGGUGACACUGUGUGCGUGCUACUUCAUCGACUUCCAUAACAUGUCCACUGUGAAGGCCGCAGCCCAUGCCUGCAGUGUGCUGAAGGAGUCCCCCCUCUCGCGGGAGAUGAUGGACGUUGUGGAAGAAUUUCAAUCGGCAAAGUCAGGGAUUCCCUGGAAGUUUUCAUGGGUUGUGAAGGACCUACUGUGCGCAUUAGCGUUCCCAGGAAGUAAAGCAGAUCUUAACUACCUCGUCAACAACAACAUUGCCUACCUCGUCAGCCUGACCCAGGAGCGCGACCCUGAUGUCGACAACUACCCAGACUUGAUGAAGGUGGACCUGAAAAUGGCUGCAUCCUCCACCCCGGACAUGGAGCAGGUCGUUGAAUUCCUCACUCUGGUGGACCUGGCAGAGGCAGAGAAAAAGGCAGUAGCUGUUCACUGCUCUGAUGGCCUCGGCAGGACGGGUGCCAUGUUGGCAUGUUACUUUGUCCAGAGACAGGUCAUGACAGCAGCAGAAGCUGUUGACAGAGUCCGUGAACUUCGACCUGGAUCACUGGGGUCAAGGUCACAGGAAGUUCUGGUGGCAGAGUAUGAAACUUACAGGAGAAAGGUGCCCCGGAGGUUCUCGUGGUUGGUCAGGGGCAGGCUGUGUGCUCUGGCCUUCCCAGAAGAAAGGGAGCACCUGCAGUACCUGGUGGACCAUGGCGUGGGCUACCUGGUGUGUCUGACCGAGGAGCGGGACCCGGACACAGAGGGACUCACAGGGCUGGAAAAGGUGAACAUCAAGAUGAAGGACUUCUCGAGCCCCGACCAGCACCAGGUGAACAAGUUCCUCUCUCUCAUGGAGCGUGCAGCACAGCAACACAAGGGGGUGGCGCUGCACUGUGCAGGUGGGCGGGGCAGGACGGGCACACUGAUUGCAUGUUACCUGGUGAAGGAGGAGGGUCUGUCGGCCGCAGCAGCCCUGCGGAGAACCCGUGACCUGAGACCCGGGUCAGUCGAGACCAAGGACCAGGAACAGGUCAUCUAUGACUUUGAGAAGACAAUCAGACAGAUGCCGGACAACUUCUCAUGGGUUGUGGAUGGCCUACUGUGUACCCUGGCAUUCCCCGAGACCCGACAGAACCUUCGCUACCUCCUGGACAACAAUGUGGCAUACCUGGUGUCCCUGACUGCUGAACGUGACCCCCCCGUCACACAAUGUCCAGAAUUGGAGCUUGUGUCGCUAAAGAUCCAAGACUUCAGUCCGCCCACAAUGGAACAGGUGGAGGAGUUUCUUGACAUCCUCCACAAGGCAGGGACGAGGAAGAAGGCAGUUGCUCUCCACUGUGCUCAAGGUCAAGGUCGAACUGGGACAAUGAUUGCAUGUUACCUGGUCAAAGUUCAAAGGUUAAGUGCUGCAGAAGCCAUACAGAAAACCCGGUGGUUGAGGAGAGGCUCGAUAGAGACAAGUGAACAGGAGAGGAUGGUUCAUGACUAUAAACAACAUCUGAUUGACAGUGGACAGUUCCACGUAGUUUGCUAGCACUAGUACAACUGUCCUCAGUAUAGUCUGUAUGUCAUGACAUGUCGUAUGUUGUUGUAGAGGACUGAAGUAGUGAUAAGUUGAAGAAAUCAAAUUCUGUAUGUCAAUAAGUGUCAUGUCUUGUGAUGUCCACGUGAUGUAUGUGUGCCUUCACUGGUGUACAUCGUCUCCCCGGGGCAAGGGAGAUAACUGACCAUAAAAGUCCAGUUUCCACCCUUGCCGAACUAGGCUGGAAUUCUAGAGUUACACUUUGGCUGGACUAACGAGUCUAUGCAUGGUCCAAUCAAAUUGGAGCUAGACAUCCGGAUGUAAACAACAUGGAUUUCAACAUGUAGACUCGGUCGACUGCAGGAUUUGCAAUGCAUGUGUACCGCCAACUGGAAAUCAACAGAUAUUUUGCAAAUCUUUUCAUGUUUUCAAUCUAGGUGUUCAAGUGAUUUGAUGUAUUUCGUGACAUAAGACCAAAUUUUAUUACAACAUAGAUCAUGAUUAUCGAUUGCUGCCAUUUUGUUUGAAACAAAUGCAAGUGAUAUGAGAGAUGGAAUCUGAUUGUCAGUAAGAGGGAUAUAGAAGGGACAUAACUUGUAAUAGCUACGGGUGACGCUAUGAUCGAGCCCAGAAAUUCCAGCCUAGUUUCGACAAGGAUGGAAAGUGGACUUUUAUGGUCAGUUAACGCCCUUGCCUCAGGAAGAUGGGUGAAAAUGUGCCUUCAGUUAUGUACAUGUGCCUUCAGACACCAAGUCAGUGAUGCUGUUGAUAUGGGUAUCAUUGUUAUGGAAUGUUGCAAUCGAAAUAUACUUUUGUUGAAAGAGGAAAGUUUGUGAGCUUUGUGUACAUGUAGACCUACAUUCCACAUAUAUCUCUGAAGAUAUUACUGGUGUUGUGUGCCUUGAGAUCAUGUGCUGUCUUGUAGCAAGUAGCUGCAAUAAUAUUGACACUCACCCAUAAUGGUGUGACAUUGACUGCUGAACGUGAAUUCUUCUUGUUAUGCUUUUACUGUUUCUGUUAAUAUAUGUUUCUGUAUCAUUUUCCUAAAGAAUGUCAAGUACCUUGGCAGAGAUUUAGAUGAUGGGUUUUGUUUGUUUGGUUAAAACUCGCAGCACUCAGCAGUAUUCCAACUUUAUGAAAAUGCUAGUGAGUGAGUGAGUUGGGUUUAA